Penicillium manginii is the source of this 1560-nucleotide messenger RNA. RefSeq names its product cytochrome P450. NCBI's taxonomy places the organism in Eukaryota, Fungi, Ascomycota, Eurotiomycetes, Eurotiales, Aspergillaceae. Bases 1 to 1560 code for a protein of 519 amino acids. Gene Ontology annotation, molecular function: iron ion binding; monooxygenase activity; oxidoreductase activity, acting on paired donors, with incorporation or reduction of molecular oxygen. The record is from RefSeq and is a predicted model, not a curated record. The transcript is spliced from 5 exons.
AUGACAGAGCUCGGUUCAUUUCAGUGCGAUUUGUGGGUCGAGGGUCUGGCAGCUCUUGGCCUAUUGGUCUUGACCAAGCUUUUAUGGGACAUCUUCUUCUCGCCGUUGAGAGCUGUACCUGGGCCUUUACUGGCCAAAAGUACGAACCUGUGGCGGGCAUUUCACACCUUUCGCGGCCGUGUAGAUACCAAGCAUGUUAAACUGCAUCGCAAGUAUGGCAGUGCAGUGCGAAUUGGUCCGAACUGUGUGAGCAUUUCGGAUCCUAAUCUGAUUCGAACGAUUUACUCGACACGUAAUCCAUGGAAGAAGAGUGAUAUGUACCGACCGAAUGAUGUCCUCAUCGAAGGACACCGUAUGUCUAAUCUUUUCAAUUCUCAAGAUGAAGAUUGGCAUAAUCAGAAUAUUCGCCCGAUUCGUGGACUAUGGAGUAUGACCAAGGUCUUGGAAUACGAGCCUCUGAUUGAUGAGACUAUAGCCAAGUUCGUGGAAAAGGUCGCGUUGAAAUUCGUGGAUGGUGACAAUGCGGGCACGGUUUGUCCAGCAGAUGACUGGAUUGGUUUCUUCGCUUGGGAUGUCACUGCAAAUUUCAGCUUUGGCCGCCACUAUGGAUUCAUCGACCAAGAGAAAGAUGUCGAUAACUUGAUCACAGACUCGACCAAGGGUCUCAUAUACUUUGCUCCGAUCUCUCAAAUACCAUGGAUCGACAACCUUCUAGACAAGAAUCCCAUCAAGCGGAUUGGACCAAAGCCCACUCUGACCGGCGUCUUGUACGCCUUUAAGGUCGUCGCCGAGUACCAGGCCCAGCUAUCGAACAAAUCGAUCACUGCUGGCUCAGUUGACCACACCCUCGACAAAUACCUGCAGCUGAGGGAAACAUACCCGGAAAUGGUCAAUGACCACCAAAUCGUGAACUGGUUGAUGCUGAGCAUCUUAGCUGGAGGUGAUACUAGCUCUGCAACCAUGCGCGCUAUCUUAUACUACCUAGCCAAAUCGCCCUCUGCAUCUGAAAAGCUCGCAGCUGAAUUGCAAAACGCCUCACUCCCCACCCCUGCUCCCUGGAAACUAAUUCGGGAUCUUCCCUACCUCGAUGCUGUCAUCCGCGAGGCAAUGCGCGUCAACCCUGGUAUUGCCAUGAUCUUCGAGCGCGUUGUGCCAGAAGAAGGAUUUACUCUCCCAGAUGGACAGUAUCUCCCUGCUGGUACGAAGAUUGGAAUCAACCCCGCCGUGACGAACAAAGAUUAUGGAGUGUUUGGAGAGGACGCGGAUGAGUUCAACCCGGAUCGUUGGUUCCAAGGCAAAGACGAGAGUAACGAGCAUUUCGAGGCCCGCUCGAGACGAAUGAAAGACACCGUUGACUUUGUUUUCGGCGGUGGUGGCCGUAUUUGCAUGGGACGUUAUCUGGCUAUGCUGGAAAUCAAGAAAUUGAUUGCCACCCUGUAUAACGUGUUUGAUAUUCAACUUGUGGACUCGAAACAUGAGUGGACGUAUCGCAAUGCCUGGUUUGUAUACCAGUAUGAUAUGCCGAUGAUCAUCCGGCGACGUGGUGUUGCCUCACAUUAA